AUGUCGGAAUCGUGUCAAGACGGUAAUUGUCAUGGAAAUAAUGAAUUUGGGCCUGAUGAAUCACCGACGAAGCUUAUUGUUAAUUAUAUUCCUGAAGUUAUGACGCAGGAUAUGAUGUUCUCACUAUUUUCGACAAUGGGUAAAUUAGAAAGUUGCAAAUUGAUAGCGAACAGAGGGUACGGUUUCGUCGAGUACUCUCGCCCAGAGGAUGCCGUCAAAGCACGCAAGGCCUUCAAUGGGUUGCUUAUGCAGAAUAAAACUUUAAAAGUUUCACAUGCCUUACUCAAUCCGGAAUUGAAGCCACCCUCAAAACCGGAAGCAGACUGGAACCUCUACGUAUGUAACCUGCCUAAUGAACUGACCUUGCAAGAUUUGCAUGGACUAUUCGCACAAUUUGGUAAAAUAGUUAAUUCUCGUAUCGCUUCAGGCAUAGCCUUCGUUUUAUACGAACACCAAUAUGAGGCGGAGAGAGCCAUUCAUAAUAUUAAUGGCACUACUCCUCCAGGUUUUCUACAUCCAUUAACUGUUAAGUAUGCUAAUAAGAGUAAUCCUAAUAAACAUAAAAACAAUAAUAAUAACUUUUCGAAGAAUUCUCUUGUGAAGCCUUAUCAUUGGAUUAAUCAUGUGGGUGCUAUAGGAGACCAUAAUUCCCCUAGUACAUGGUCUAUAUACAUUUAUAAUAUUGCUCCUGAAGUAGAAGAAUUGACUCUAUGGCAAUUGUUCGGUCCAUAUGGUGCUAUUGUAUCUGUUAAGAUAAUAAAAGAUCAUCAAACUAAUAAAAGUAAAGGUUUUGGAUUUGUGACUAUGAGAAAUUACGACCAGGCUGCUAUGGCAAUACAAGCAUUAAAUGGAUAUGUGCUUCAUGGCCAGCCUCUAUCUUGGGUGCUUGUAUCUGAGGAUAUUCGUGUGUGUGAAGUGGCGGUGGCGGAGAGUGAAGUUUCAGCAGUGGCGGGAGGCGUCGGCCUCACCGUGAGUAGCAAGGUAUAUCCAAGUCCGGGGGCGGCGCGCGGCGUGUGGGCGCUGCCGCAGCCGCCCCCAUGCACCAUGGCGGCGGAGGAAUCCCUGCCUCCCUGCUCGCCCAUGUCGCCCGACGCGCCGGCCGCACAACCCCGCAUUACUACCAACCUGAGCCACACCUCUGACUUCCACCAGCUUAUCUUCGAAGCUGUUAGAUCUGGAGAGGUAUCAGAGAUUGAAAGGUUAGUAGAAAAGCUUGGAGUAGAAGUGUUAAGUGCACGAGACCAGCACGGCUACACUCCUGCGCACUGGGCCGCGCUGGAUGGAAGCGUGGCUGUGAUGCGGUAUUUGGUAGAACGCGGCGCGCCGGUCGAUCUCUCCUGCUUAGGCACUCAGGGACCUCGUCCCAUUCACUGGGCUUGCCGAAAAGGACACGCGUCUGUGGUACAAGUGCUUCUACAAUCAGGCGUAGCUGUCAACGCUGCGGACUUUAAAGGAUUAACUCCAUUAAUGACGGCGUGCAUGUACGGAAAGACUGCAACGGCUACCUACCUCCUAGGCAUGGGUGCAGCCACUCGUCUGUCAGACAUCAAUGGCGACACCGCUCUACAUUGGGCGGCCUACAAGGGGCACGCGGACUUAGUUCGCCUACUCAUUUAUUCUGGCGUGCCUUUACAUUGCACGGACAACUUCGGUUCCACUCCUCUGCACCUGGCUUGUUUAUCUGGCAACCUCACCUGUGUAAGACUGCUUUGUGAAAAGGUUAAGGCAGAACUCGAGCCCCGAGAUAAAAACGGAAAGACUCCACUAAUGCUAGCUCAAAGUCACCGCCACGUAGAAGUAGUAAAACUACUGCAGAAAGAAAUGAAACGUAAAUCCCAUUGGAUGCCUCCUUUGUCUGAACUUUGGGCAUUGCUUUUCGGUGGAGCCGGAGACUCUAAGGGACCGCUACUAUUUUUCCUACUUUCGGUUCUCUUGUGGGGUUAUCCUAUGUACAUUAUAAGGUGCGUUUCACUCACUUGGAAUACAUUACGCCUAUCGCAUUACUGCUUUCUUUACUGGAAUGCUAUAAUGUGGUUGAGUUGGAUAAUCGCUAACCGACGAGAUCCUGGCUAUAUUCCUCAAAACUCCGAAACUUAUUACAGAGCUAUAAGGCAAAUCCCCUAUUAUGAUAAAUGGAAGAAAAGGAAUAUUAUACUAUCUCGCCUCUGCCACACUUGCAGAUGUUUGCGUCCAUUGAGAGCGAAGCAUUGUCGCAUCUGUAAGCGGUGUGUGGCGUACUUUGACCACCACUGCCCAUUCAUCUACAACUGCAUCGGUGUACGGAAUCGAAUGUGGUUCUUUUUAUUCGUAAUGAGUGUUGCGAUAAACUGCACUCUAUCCAUAUAUUUUGCGUGCUAUUGCCUGCUUUUGGAAGGCUUUGGAAUCCUCUACUUGCUAGGGCUAUUGGAAGCAAUCACAUUCUGCGCCCUCGGUUGGAUAUUGACAUGCACCUCUAUCUUGCACGCGUGUAUGAAUUUGACUACAAACGAGAUGUUCAAUUACAAACGGUACCCAUAUUUGCGAGACAAAAGAGGACGAUACCAGAACCCUUUCUCUAGGGGUCCUAUUAUGAAUCUAAUAGAAUUUUUCGUGUGCCUUCCCGACAAGUGCGAUGAUCAGGACCUAUUCUAUGAAGAGAACAUU
Messenger RNA from Brenthis ino (lesser marbled fritillary), 2643 nucleotides. The record is from the annotation of a GenBank genome assembly. NCBI's taxonomy places the organism in Eukaryota, Metazoa, Arthropoda, Insecta, Lepidoptera, Nymphalidae.